AUCAUACCUAGAAGACAAUUGACUACUUGAAUUGGUUUUUAUAUCUGCUUAACAAAGUGCUUAUAAUAUUGCUUUUUGCCUCGUAUUAGCUCUCACAGCUCAAAGUAGCCUUGUCCUCCACUUCAGGGCCAGGCGCCAGUCGCAACAAAGAAUGAUGACCGUCAAACGGCGACAAUGCGACUAAACUGCAUCAAUGCAGGUCUAGUUGCUGCUACAACAUUAUUACGCUUCGCCAGUGGACAAUUUCCGAAUGCGACCUCCCAGUAUCUGAACUUGACGACAAUUACUUCUCCGAUUGAUCCCAAUAUAAAGAUCAGUUAUAAAGUGCCUCAUGGUGCUUGCAACACCGCGUUCGAGUCGCAAACCCAGUACACUGGCUGGGUAAGCGUUCCUGGCGACUUCCCCACCAAUACAUUCUUCUGGUUUGUCGGCGCACGAGAUCAGCAGGCAAACUCUAGCCUGACUAUCUGGCUCAAUGGAGGACCAGGAUCAAGUUCUAUGUUCGGCUUCUUCAGCGAAACGGGACCUUGUGAAGUGGUCGACGAUGGCACGGACGAGUUCACGACUAUAGCGCGAGAGUGGGGUUGGGAUAGAGCCUCGAAUAUGUUAUUCAUCGACCAGCCGAACCAAGUCGGUUUUUCAUACGACGUGCUUACGAACGGCUCCCUUAAUUUACUUACCAAUGAUAUCUAUAUUCCGCCCUCAGACAGACCGAACUCUAUCCCACGUACCGCCUUUCUAAAUGGCACCUUCAGCUCCAUGAAUACUAAUAAUACCGCGAACACGACCGAGACGGCAGCUGUUGCUAUAUGGCAUAUGCUGCAGGGGUUCCUAAGCACUUUCCCAGAGCUCAACCCCCCGAAGGACAAUAUCCUAGGCGUCAACUUAUUCUCCGAGUCCUACGGAGGGAAAUAUGGUCCGGCGUUCGCGAGCAAGUGGAAGGAGAUGAAUACCGCCCGAGGUAACGGCACCAUGUCCAAUGCCACUACCGUAGAGAUCCGCCUUGCAUCUCUGGGUAUCGUAAAUGGAUGCGUCGACGAUCUAAUCCAGGCGCCAUAUUAUCCCAUCAUGGCAACCGAUAAUUCGUACGGGUUCAGAGCCAUCAACUCAGUCAGAGCUCAACAGGCCAACGCCAGCUUCUACGCCAACAACGGCUGUCGCGACCUAAUUAACCAAUGUCGCGCCGCCGUCAGCGGCAAGGACCCGAACAACACCGGAUCGGACCCAGAUGUAAACAGCAUCUGCGAAUCUGCCUACACCAGUUGCACUAAGAAUGUAAUGGACCCGUACUCCGACGCCGGCCGCAGCGUCUACGACAUCUCCGCCGUGCUCCCGGACUCGUUCCCGCCCCGCCGCUACCUCGAAUAUGUGAACACGGCCUCCUUCCAAUCCGCCAUCGGCACGAGCCUCAACUACACCGAGACCAACACACAAGUAGCCGCAGUCUUCGCCUCAACCGGCGACUACGAGCGGGAAGCCAUGGUCCCCAAGUUAGCCUCCCUCCUCAACGCCGGCGUGCGCGUCGGCCUAAUCUACGGCGACCGGGACUACAUCUGCAACUGGCUCGGCGGGGAAGCCAUCUCCCUGGCCCUCGCCUCCUCCUCCCCCACAUACACCUCCGCCUUCCCCGCCGCGGGCUACGCCCCAAUCAUCGUAAACGACAGCUACAUCGGCGGCGUAGUCCGACAAUUCGGCAACCUCUCCUUCAGCCGGGUCUACCAAGCAGGCCACUUCGUACCAGCCUACCAACCCGCGACCGCCUUCCAGAUCUUCGCGCGCGUCAUCCGAGGCCACAGCAUCUCCACCGGCGAAAACAUCGAUCUGUCAAACUACAACACCACCGGCCCAUCCAACGCCACCAGCUCCCUAGCUCUCCCGCCGAGCCCAGAACAAACCUGCUGGCUCCGCGAUAUCCCCGGCUCCUGCAGCGACGAGCAGCAGAGCGUUAUUCUGAAUAAUAAGGGCUUUACUAUCAAUGGUGCCCUGCAGACCGGUGCUACGGCUACCACACCCCCUCCUGUUGCGACUGUCGUUGCCACGUCGACGAGUUCGGUUCCGCUUACGGGUUUAUUCACUGCUACGGCUACGCCGUCGAGUGCCGCGCGGGGGUUCGAUGUCGUCGAUUUGAGGUUGGCGGUUGGCGGUGGUGCCGUGGCUGCUAUGCUGGUUAUGUAGAAGUUGUAUUUUUACGAUGAGUAUGAUGCUAAUGUUUGGUAGGGUAGGGUUGUAGACACCUGAGACUCGGGUGGUUUGUAAUUAUGGGAUCCUGUCUGUUGUCCGGACUAGUAAAUACCUGUACCUGUACCUAAGUAGCGACCAGCGAGGUAUUGGUAGUUUUGAGAUGCAUUCGACUUUGGUAUUGUAAUCAUAGCACUAGCCAAAAGAAAUAGGAGCUCUGCUCGUUGUUAUGAAUAUAUAUUGCUUGUUACUAUGCA
Annulohypoxylon maeteangense is the source of this 2435-nucleotide messenger RNA. RefSeq names its product alpha/beta-hydrolase. The record is from RefSeq and is a predicted model, not a curated record. Lineage: Eukaryota; Fungi; Ascomycota; Sordariomycetes; Xylariales; Hypoxylaceae. Gene Ontology annotation, cellular component: fungal-type vacuole. Gene Ontology annotation, molecular function: serine-type carboxypeptidase activity. The transcript has a single exon. The coding region runs from base 175 to 2175 and encodes 666 amino acids. Gene Ontology annotation, biological process: proteolysis.